This is a messenger RNA of Leguminivora glycinivorella, 2755 nucleotides long. Its product is annotated as developmentally-regulated GTP-binding protein 2. The transcript has 9 exons. The record is from RefSeq and is a predicted model, not a curated record. Gene Ontology annotation, biological process: cytoplasmic translation. The coding region runs from base 198 to 1292 and encodes 364 amino acids. NCBI's taxonomy places the organism in Eukaryota, Metazoa, Arthropoda, Insecta, Lepidoptera, Tortricidae. Gene Ontology annotation, molecular function: GTP binding; GTPase activity. Gene Ontology annotation, cellular component: cytoplasm.
AACAUUGUCACUUACGUAGAUCGUCUAUAACCUAUAACGACUUUAUGUAUGCUCGGCAACAAAUUGUUUUUAUUGAAAUCGACAUCAAUUUAGCAACGAAAUGUCCAUAGUUUAAUUAAAUAUUAAGUUGUUAAAUAGCUUCUUAGGAUAAAGUUUUAUUUUAGUUAAAAAUAAGCUUCCGCUAGUGUCUUAUAAAGAUGGGUAUUUUGGAGAAGAUAUCUGAGAUUGAGAAGGAAAUAGCAAGAACCCAGAAGAAUAAAGCCACGGAAUACCACUUGGGUCUGCUGAAGGCGAAGCUUGCGAAGUACCGGUCACAGCUGCUGGAGCCGUCUAAGAAGGGCGGGGACAAGGGCGAGGGCUUCGAUGUGCUCAAGUCGGGCGACGCGAGGGUGGCGCUCAUUGGCUUCCCUUCUGUGGGCAAGUCCACAUUGCUGUCAACUCUGACGCACACACACUCUGAAGCAGCCAGCUACGAGUUCACAACGCUGACAUGCAUCCCCGGUGUGAUCGAGUACCGCGGGGCCAACAUACAGCUGCUCGAUCUGCCGGGUAUCAUUGAAGGUGCCGCACAGGGCAAGGGUAGAGGAAGACAGGUGAUAGCCGUGGCGCGUACAGCUGACCUGGUUCUCAUGAUGCUGGACGCCACGAAGCCGUACGUGCACCGCCAGCUGCUGGAGAAGGAACUCGAGAGUGUCGGCAUCAGGCUCAACAAGAGCAAACCCAAUAUUUACUUUAAGCAAAAGAAAGGCGGCGGUCUCUCCUUCAACUCGACGUGUCAGCUCACUAAAGUGGACGAGAAAAUGGUGCAAAUGAUCCUUCACGAAUACAAGAUAUUCAAUGCAGAGGUACUGUUCCGAGAAGACUGCACGGCGGACGACCUGAUAGACGUAAUCCUGGCUAACAGGGUGUACCUGCCCUGCAUCUACGUGUACAACAAGAUCGAUCAGAUCUCCAUACAGGAGGUCGACAGGAUCGCUCGCGAACCCAACUCUGUUGUCGUCAGUUGCAACAUGAAGCUGAACCUGGACUUCCUGCUGGAGACAUUGUGGGAGUAUUUAGCGCUCAUCCGCGUUUACACCAAGAAGCCCGGCCAGCCGCCGGACUUUGAUGAUGGACUGAUUCUUAGGAAGGGUGUAACCAUCGAGCACGUGUGCCACUCGAUCCACCGCACACUGGCCGCGCAGCUGAAGUACGCGCUAGUGUGGGGAACCAGCACCAAGUACUCGCCGCAGCGCGUCGGCGUCGCGCACACCGUCAACGACGAGGACGUCGUGCAGCUCAUCAAGAAGUAGGUAAUAAAUUCUAUGGGCCCUACUAAAUAAACGAGCCUUUUUUUGAACCCUCUGAUUUAUGGUAUGUUUACAUUAGUACUAUAAGUUUCUUAUGAGCUAUCAGUCUGUCAUACCAGUCGUACGGUCGAGUUCACAAACAUGUUUACUCGCCAACAUGCAAAAAAAAAAACGAUUGACACGUUUUAAUCACAAUAAGGUCGUGUAAGGUCAAUACGGAUAAGUGUGCCAUACGCGGAUAAGUGUAUCCGGCCUUUUUACUCAUUGUCACAGGUGUUUUGUUUUUGCUAGUUCAUACUUUGCUGCUUGCUACUCAUGAUUAGUGGAAACGUAUGAACUCCUAAUAAACACUGAUCGUUGUUUAAACAGACCAAAUGUGAAGGCCAGACGCACUUUUCCGUGACGCGUUUAUUCGUAUUGACCAUAUACAUUCAUUUUAUUUGGAAUAAUUAAUUAUUAUAGAAUUGUUUGUGAAUUCCAUAGCAAUUAAGAAACUAGUAGUAUUGGAAAAUCUUAGUAAGGCACUGUUUAUAAUUAUUCGCCGUGUCUCUUUUAUUUGUACGGGAGUGCUCAUAUCUUUGUUCGUUUUUAUAGUCGAUAGCUCAUAACUCACUGGCUCGCGGUGGGACCAGUGCCUUAUUACAGAUUAUGUAGUUAGGUUCACAUGGAGUUAUUUUUUCUCAUAUAGGUACAAUAUACGUACGAAAUUUUACAGAGUAUCGCAUAUCGUAGAGAUAGCAACAUUUGUAUUGUAACGUUUAAAAUUGCGUACACUUUUUUCCUGCAUAGAGUCAUUUGAUAUAAUAGAAAUAGUGGCCAUAUCGUAUUAUAGUGAUUGAAAAGGGGCGACAAUACGAUGUUGCCACUUUUUAAUUUCUACUUUUUUUGCUGUACAAAUGUUGCUAUAACAAAGCACGAUAUUCAUUAAAAUAUUGGGUACGUUAUAGGGAAAAAAUUAAACAGUGACCAGUGACCUAGCCUUACUAUACUGUCUCUACUACGGCAUAAUGGCAUGCCUAAAGGUAUAGUGUAGUCAGAAUGUGUUAUUUGGUUAACUCGGAUUGUAUAACUAAAUUGUACGCACUAUGCCUUCGACUAUCACAGCAAUAAUGCUAUUAUUUUUAUAUAAAUUAUUAAAUUAGUCAACUCUGUGCCACUUUUGGGCGUUUUCUUUUAAAUGUUUAUUAAUUUUGUUAUAUAUAACUAUAAGCAAUGUAACUUGGUGACUGUUAUUUAUUAAAAAUCUGGCACAUGUAAUGGUAUUAUGUAAAGAUUAAUCUAUUUUGACCCUUUGAAACUGAUAGGAGAUAGCAGCUACAGCCUUCAGCAUCAACCUUCAUGUACAGCUUGGCAAAAAGAGGAGAAAUCAAAGUUUUUUUUUUAUCAUAGCAACACUUACUUUUCUCUUACAAAAGCUCAGACGAAGGAUACUAUAGACUUGACGUAAGCGUACACCCGUAAGGGAC